Messenger RNA from Homo sapiens (human), 6460 nucleotides. It is a transcript of the gene ZNF417, whose product is annotated as zinc finger protein 417. Gene Ontology annotation, biological process: regulation of DNA-templated transcription. Lineage: Eukaryota; Metazoa; Chordata; Mammalia; Primates; Hominidae. The transcript has 3 exons. The coding region runs from base 1750 to 3684 and encodes 644 amino acids. The record is from RefSeq and is a predicted model, not a curated record. Gene Ontology annotation, cellular component: nucleus. Gene Ontology annotation, molecular function: sequence-specific double-stranded DNA binding.
AGUAGCGGCUGUGUAUCGGUGACGCGGGUGUUUCCCCAGUUUGUGGCCCCUGAGUGCUGGGGGGGGACCGCGGUGACUGAACCUAGAAGGUGGAGAGGAAUCGUCCUCGGUGCCCAGAGGCGGCUCUGCAGCCCCGUGACGGCGACCACUGCUCCCGGGCCGUGCUUCCCCAAGUAGUCCGAUGGCAGCGGCUGCGCCGAGGCGCCCGACUCAGGUAAUUGUGGCGCCUUCUGUGCCCUCAGGUCACCCCAUCGUCACCCAGGUCCUAAACCAGCGAGGGAGCGGCUCCUGCUCACGGGUCUGUAGCCGGUACCCGGCGUAGGAACACUGAGGCGCUCGCAGGAGGGGUCCCUGUGUAACUGUCCAGUGGGGGUCCCUGUGUAACUGUCCAGUGGGUUCACCUUGCCAGCUGCCUAGACAGAGCCGAUUUAUGAAGACUGGAGAAUUGCGAUGGAGAAAUAGUAAUUGACGCAGAGCCGUCAGGCUGUUCUGGAGACAGGAGUUUUAUUAUUACUCAAAUCAGUCUCCAUUAGCAUUCCGGGAUCAGAGUUUUCAACAUUAAUUUGGCGGUAAGGGUUGGGACCUGAGAUGGAUUCAUAGAGGGUUAAAGUGAGUUUUUCAUGCUGUUUUCUGUUCUGGGUGGGAUGGCAGAACUGAUUGACCCAGAUUACCGGUCUGUGUGUUGUCAGCUGAUCCAUCCAGUGCAGGAUCUGCAAAAUACCUCAAGCACUGAUCUUAGGUUUUACAAUAGUGAUUUAUCUUCAGGAGCAACUUGGGGAGGUUCAGACUCUUGGAGUCAGAAGCUGCAUGACCCCUAAACGGUAAUUUCUAACCUUGUAGCUAAUUCGUUAGUCCUGCAAAGGCAGGCUGUUCUCCAGGCAAGAAGGGGGUCUUUUCAGGAAAGGGCUAUUAUCAAUUUUGUUUCAGAGUGAAACCAUGAACUGAAUUCCUUCCCUAAGUUAAUUCAGCCUAUACCCAGGAAUGAACAAGGACAGCUGAAAGGUUGGAAGCAAGACGGAGUCAGUAAGGUCUGAUUUCUUUCACUGUCAUAAUUUCCUCAGUUAUAAUUUUGCAAAGACGGUUUCACCUGUUUCUGACACCCGUGGGAUGCGGUGGGGAGAGCAACAAGCACAGGGAGGGGCGCAGGCAAUGGCCUGGAGAUGGACGGAGCCGGGAGGAUGGAACCUGUCUGGAACAAAGUGUGAGGUGGAGCUCUCCCUGGAAGAGUAAGCAGGCCGAGGGCUGUGCAUUCAAGGUGAGGACGCUAGAAGCCAUGGAGAGUUUUGAAUAAAGGAGGGACAUGAUCCAAAUCCAGGCUUUUAAGGUUUCCCAAAGGACAUUCAAAGGAAGAAUAUCGUAGAGAGGAUGAAGACUUUGGGGUCUUGGGAGGUUGAAUCCUUUUUGUAGCUCACAUAGGUGGUAGAGAUGACAUUUUGCACUGAGACAAGCAGGUCAGACAACCAGCCGUAGGGUUACCUGGUUCCAGGGACAAGAAAGGGUUCAGGGAGGCCUGAGCUUAUCAAAUCCCGUGACAUGUUUGUAAUGUCUGCCUCUCCCCUCAGGCACUCCUGGCUGCAGAAGCACUUAGGGAACCCACACAGGGAAGUGGAGGGUGUUCAAUCCCCUCAUUGGUCUUGACCCCAUCCACAGGUUCUCUAGCUUGUGGUGUGCUGGGACUCUUAAGUGCCAUUUUUUCAGUCCUUUGAUCCGAGGACCCUGGAGAAUCUCUAAAGACAGGAUACUGAGGCCAUGGCAGGUUAUAUGCAAGUAUGCCCAUUUCUGUCAGCCAGUGUAAACACUCUUGUAAGAUUAACCCAGGAUUUGCUACCAGGUUGUGAAAUGCUUAGAGAUAAAAAGGAUCAAAGUCAGAAGGUGAUAUUACCACAGUUCUACUGGCUACCGGCUUCAUCUGGUUGGACCUUGGUGCACACACUAUGGGUUGAGGGAAGAGGAAGAAAUGUCAGAGAUAAGGCUCCUGCCAUAAUCCAGCAGGGCACUGUGACCUUUGAAGAUGUGGCUGUGAACUUUUCCCAGGAGGAGUGGUGUCUUCUUAGUGAGGCUCAGAGGUGCUUGUACCGUGAUGUGAUGCUAGAGAACCUGGCUCUCAUAUCCUCGCUGGGUUGUUGGUGUGGAUCAAAAGAUGAGGAGGCACCUUGUAAGCAGAGAAUUUCUGUACAAAGAGAGUCUCAGAGCAGGACUCCUAGGGCAGGUGUUUCUCCUAAGAAGGCUCACCCCUGUGAAAUGUGUGGCCUCAUCUUGGAGGAUGUUUUUCACUUUGCUGACCACCAGGAAACUCAUCACAAGCAGAAGCUGAACAGGAGUGGAGCAUGUGGAAAAAACUUGGAUGACACUGCAUACCUUCAUCAGCACCAGAAGCAGCAUAUUGGAGAGAAAUUCUACAGAAAGAGUGUCAGAGAAGCAUCGUUUGUAAAGAAACGUAAGCUCAGGGUGUCACAGGAGCCAUUUGUCUUCCGCGAGUUUGGGAAGGACGUUCUGCCCAGUUCAGGAUUGUGCCAAGAAGCAGCUGCUGUAGAGAAGACAGACAGUGAAACUAUGCAUGGCCCACCCUUUCAGGAGGGAAAAACUAAUUACAGUUGUGGAAAACGCACAAAAGCCUUCAGCACCAAACACUCAGUUAUUCCACACCAGAAACUUUUCACUAGAGAUGGAUGUUAUGUGUGCAGUGAUUGUGGAAAAUCCUUUAGCAGAUAUGUCAGCUUCAGUAAUCAUCAGCGAGAUCACACUGCAAAAGGACCUUAUGAUUGUGGAGAGUGUGGGAAAUCUUAUAGUCGAAAGAGCAGCCUUAUUCAACAUCAGCGAGUCCACACUGGAAAGACAGCUUAUCCCUGUGAGGAGUGCGGGAAAUCUUUUAGUCAGAAGGGCAGCCUUAUUAGCCAUCAGCGUGUUCACACUGGAGAAAGGCCUUAUGAGUGUAGAGAAUAUGGGAAAUCUUUUGGUCAAAAGGGUAACCUCAUUCAACAUCAGCAAGGUCACACUGGAGAGAGAGCUUAUCACUGUGGGGAAUGUGGGAAAUCUUUUCGUCAGAAGUUCUGCUUUAUUAACCAUCAGCGUGUUCACACUGGAGAAAGGCCUUACAAGUGUGGAGAAUGUGGAAAAUCUUUUGGUCAAAAGGGCAACCUCGUUCAACAUCAGCGAGGUCAUACUGGAGAAAGGCCCUAUGAGUGCAAGGAAUGUGGGAAAUCAUUUAGGUACAGAUCCCACCUCACUGAACACCAGAGACUUCACACUGGGGAAAGACCUUACAAUUGUAGGGAAUGUGGGAAAUUAUUUAACAGGAAGUAUCAUCUUCUCGUUCAUGAGAGAGUUCACACUGGAGAAAGGCCAUAUGCGUGUGAGGUAUGUGGGAAAUUAUUUGGUAAUAAGAACUGCGUGACUAUACAUCAGAGGAUUCACACUGGAGAAAGGCCGUAUGAAUGCAAUGAAUGUGGGAAAUCAUUUCUUUCCAGCUCUGCGCUUCAUGUUCAUAAAAGAGUUCAUUCUGGACAAAAGCCUUAUAAGUGCAGUGAAUGUGGAAAAUCCUUUGCUGAAUGUUCCAGUCUCAUUAAACACAGGAGAAUUCACACUGGAGAAAGGCCUUAUGAAUGUACCAAAUGUGGAAAAACAUUUCAGCGAAGCUCUACCCUCCUUCAUCAUCAGAGUUCACACAGGAGAAAGGCCUUAUGAGUGCAGUGAAUAUGGGAAAUCGUUUGCUGAAACAUCCCGUCUCAUUAAACACAGGAGAGUUCAUACUGGAGAAAGGCCUUAUGAGUGCUGUCAAUCUGGGAAACAUCAGAAUGUCUGCUCUCCUUGGUCUUAAGAGACUUCGCAUUGGAACGGAGUCUCAUUCUGUCACCCAGGCUGGAGUGCAGUGGUGCAAUCUUGGCUCACUGCAACUUGGGCCUCCCAGGUUCAAGUGAUUCUCCUACCUCAGCCUCCCAAGGAGCUGAGAUUACGAGUACACCACACCAUGCCCGGCCAAAUACUUGGUUUUCAGUACCACAAGAGCUAUGAGCUGGUUAUCCACUUCAUGUGGAAUCAUAAGUGUCCCCAAGUGACAAUACGUAUAGAUUGCUGGGCAGUGAAACAGUUAAGAUGUCACCGUAGCUUGCUUUCUAUUCAACAUCUUUCUAAGAUUACCUUACUAUUUCUUUUGUUCCAAGUUUGUAUUUCCUCAGAGUUCUCACAUAUGGAAAGGAUACACACUUUGUAGAAACAAGAACUUUAUGUUAUCCAAGUUCUGGGAUAGCCAUGAGCUCCAAUUACCUCAGAGCUCCGAGUCCUCUACUCAGUACCCGUUGAGAUUUAUGUGUUCUGAGGCUUUUGUCUUCUAGCUACUUACUUCAUUCUCCAUGGGUAACGUCAUUCAUCCACAUUAACUAAUUUCCUCACUCCAAGCUCUUUUCUGGAGAUAAUCUCCAGUCCCUGUGCAGACACUGUCAUUGCACUUUCUGCUGAAAUGGUAGUUUCUUGCCAGCAAGGUGAGAUUAUGGAAUCCAGAAUCUUUUUUCAGGGGCCACAUGCCCAUUUCCCCACUUGCAUGAAUGUCGACACUGUAGCCACAGUUUUGGCCGUAAAUGUGAAUUUGGCAAGUAACCACUGUUCCCAAAUUGGGAAAUGUCCCAGUCAGAAGAAGAUUAUCUGGGACACUGAUACUGACAGGGAGAUGGGACAUUCUGAGGGACCCGGAGGCAGGGAGCCACCUCCUCAGCUUCCCUGAGGGCUGCCUAGAAUCUCUCUUGUUUCCUCUCACUCUGAAUUAUUCUUCCUCUCAUGACUGACCAAACACAUGGAACCUCACAAAGUCCAUUUUAAGAGCUUUAUCUUGUGAAGUGAAGAACAUGAAGAUAGUUUGAAUCAAAGUUAUUGAGUGGACACUUAAUGUCUUUAUAACAUUUUUUACAUAUGUGUUUGUGUUUUUUGGGGAGCAUAAUUUGCAAAUGGAAUAUCUGUUAUUUUACUAAGAUGCUUCAUGGAUACAAGAGUUAAAACUUCCUGUCCCAUUUAGUGAAACAAAAGGUUAAGAAAUGUGGAUAAAGCUUGUAAGUUAGAAAUGGCAAGAUAAUCAGCUAUAUGAAGAAUCUCAGCUGGGUGUUUUGGCUCAGGCCUGUAAUCCCAGCACUUUGGGAGGCUGAGGUGGGUGGCUUACAAGGUCAGGAGUUCAAGACCACCCUGGACAAUAUGGUGAAACCCUGUCUCUACUAAAAAUACAAAAAUUACCCAAGCAUAGUGGUGGGUGCCUGUAGUCCCAGCUGCUUGGGAGGCUGAGGCAGGAGAAUUCGUUAAACCUGGGAGGCAUAGGUUGCAGUGAGCCGAGAUUGCACCACUGCACUCCAGCCUGGUGACAGAGCGAGACUCCGUCUCAAAAAAAAAAAAAAAAAAAAAAAAAAAUCUCAAUCCCUAAAUGUUACCUUUUAUAACAGCAGGUUAUAUGGGCUUAGAUAUUAUCCCUAAAUUUUUUUUUUUUUUUUUUUUUGAGACAGAGUCUCACUCUGUCACCCAGGCUGAAGUGCAAUGGCAUGGUCUCGGCUCACUGCAACCUCCGCCUCCCAGGUUCAAGUGAUUCUCUUGCCUCAGCCUCCCAAGUAGCUGGGCCUAUAGGUUCCCUCCACCACGCCCACCUAAUUUUUGUAUUUUUAGUAGAGAUGGGCUUUCACUACGUUAGCCAGGCUGGUCUCAAACUUGUGACCUCAUGAUCCACCCCCCUCAGCCUCCUAAAGUGCUGGGAUUACAGGCAUCUGCCACGGCACUCGGCUUAUCCCUAGAAAUCCUAUGAUAGCAUGAUGUAUAGGCACCUAAAGGCAUGGCACUUGAGAAAUGUGAAUAAGAUUGUAAGUUACAAAUAGCAAGGUACAGUCAGAUGUUAACAGUCUCAGCCCCUAAAUGUCACCUUGUAUUACAGCAUGUUAUAUAAGCACAUACAGGCACAUACAUGAAAUAGUGAUACUUCAUUCUCAGUAAUAUUUUUCAUCCUUCUCACUGGAAAGAUCUUUGAUGAUUUUUAAUCAACAUAGGAGUUUCAAUGAUAUCUAGAAGUUUAAAAGGGCUCGUUCAAACAAAUUAUGACCAUACACCCUGAAGAGUAUGUGUCUGUCUCUUGUGGUGUAAAUUUUUAUUUUAUUACACCCAAUUAUGUUCCCACAAAACCUUUAUAAUUGGGAAAUUAAGGAGCCUUCCUCGGAAAUGGAGGUUGCAAUCAGCUGAGAUGGUACCACUGCACUCUAGCCUGGGCAAAAGAGCAAGGCCCUGCCUCAAAAAAAACAAAACUUUUUUCUUCAUAAACUACAGUUUAUAUAGGCAAAACUUUCAGUACUAAGCAAUUUUAGUCUCUGCAGGCUCUUGUCUUGAAUUAAUACAACUUUUGUUAAUUCUCUUAUGAAGUUAAAUCUUCCUGCUUGUAUGCAACUUAUAUGUUGAAAUUUUUUUGUACAAAAGAUUCAUACAUCUUUCCUGUUUGAAAUUA